AUGAGCUCUGAAGUGCACAGGCUCUUUCUAAAGCACCUGGAGUUCUCCACGACUUCGAAACAGCUUGCGGAUACCCUGACGAAUGAGGGGCAUGGAGAUGGGUUGGUGCACAUCCGGAUUGUGCGCAAGGGAAGCCACUUUCCUGGGAAGACCUGCAACGCGUUCGUAACGUACGAGCUGGAGAGUCAGGUCCGUGAUGCUGUUGCAGGACUGGCGCAGUCGACCCUCAAUGGCAUUUGCAAGUACCCAUGUGAAGCUGACGUGGCCUAUCCUCGCAACAACUCCGACACCUACUAUCACCUGAAGGAGAACUCUUGGACAGGUGGACCGACGACUUCAUCGAGCACUCCCGAAACCCCUCCGGUGACGCUUCAACCAAGGCCACCGAGCACUCCGCCGCCAGCAGGUCUCAGGCCAAUGGCCCCACCUGAGCCACCUGGUCCUCCACCCGGUUGGCAAGCGCCUCCCGGGAUGAUGUUCACAGGACCUCAUCCGUUUCCACCGCCACCGCCUUUGAUUCCUUUCGGAGCUCCUCUCGGUCCACCUGACGGACUACUACCUGCAGUGGCUCCAGCUGCAGCCAAGGUGCCAGGUGCAACGCCAAAGGCAGAUCCUCCUUGGAAGAAGACCACUGAGAAGGUGGAGAAGGUGGAGAACAAGGACGAGGAGAGCGAUGGACAGAAUGUGACUUCCGACGGCUAUGGCGAGGAAGAUUUGCGCUAUGGCGAGGAAGAUUGGUGUGACGACAUGCUUCAGUCAUCGCUGUGGGAGGUCUUCCAUGAGGAUGAUGGCGGCAAGGCUGAGGGAAAGCCUGAAGUGGAGGCUGAGGGAAAGCCUGAAGUGGAGGUUGAGGGAAAGCCUGAAGUGAAGGCUGAGGGAAAGCCUGCAGUGAAGGAGGAGGGAAAGCCUGCAGUGAAGGAGGAGGGAAAGCCUGAAGUGGAGCUGGUCGAUGUGAAGGAGGAGGCCACGUCACCAGCCGAGGCCAACCAGAAUGACGAGAAGGCCGUGGAGGAGGCUGUGGAGCGUGUUUCGAGCGCUGUCCAGAAGGCUGUGGGGAAGGAAGAAGUCAAGGAGACGGUCCAGGUCAAGGCGACGACGCCGUUCUUCAUCGACGAGCAGCCGAAGUUAUCGCUCAAGGCGGCGCAGACGUUGAAUUUGUAUGAGUGA
Molecule: messenger RNA, 1167 nt
Organism: Durusdinium trenchii
Lineage: Eukaryota; Dinophyceae; Suessiales; Symbiodiniaceae
Source: the annotation of a GenBank genome assembly